Messenger RNA from Acanthochromis polyacanthus (spiny chromis), 747 nucleotides. RefSeq names its product somatostatin receptor type 3-like. Gene Ontology annotation, molecular function: neuropeptide binding; somatostatin receptor activity. Gene Ontology annotation, cellular component: membrane; neuron projection. The record is from RefSeq and is a predicted model, not a curated record. Gene Ontology annotation, biological process: neuropeptide signaling pathway. NCBI's taxonomy places the organism in Eukaryota, Metazoa, Chordata, Actinopteri, Pomacentridae.
AUGGAGCUCAUCCAGGCCACACAGUCUAACCCAGCCAAUGGUUCUUUACUCUUUAACGCCACUUGCCCAAACUGCACUAAAACUAAGCCUGGAUCCCUCCCUGGUCUGGCUGGAAUCUUCAUCCCUCUUAUUUAUGGGAUAGUCUGUGUUGUUGGUUUGGUGGGGAACACUCUGGUUAUCCAUGUUGUCAUCAACUACACUAAGAAUGAGUCAGUCACAAACAUCUACAUCCUCAAUCUAGCCAUUGCAGAUGAGCUUUUUAUGCUGGGUCUGCCCUUCUUGGCAGCGCAGAACGCUUUGCUCUCGUGGCCCUUUGGAUCUCUAAUGUGCCGUGUGGUCAUGACAGUGGAUGCCAUCAACCAGUUUAACAGCAUCUUCUGUCUGACUGUGAUGUCAGUGGACCGAUACUUGGCAGUGGUGCACCCCAUCCGGUCCUCUUGGUGGCGGUGCCCCCAUGUGGCCAAGGCUAUCAGUGGCACAGUCUGGACAGGGUCCUUUGUGGUGGUGCUGCCAGUGGUGGUGUUUGCAGAUGUGCUGUAGGAUGAUGGGAAUGGCAGUAUCGUGUGGCCUGAACCAGCAGAAGUGUGGAAACUUAUUGUGUACACGUGCACUGUUGCCUUCUUCCGCCCCCUGCUGGUCAUCUGCCUGUGCUACCUGCUGAUCGUCAUCAAGCAGCACCUGACAUGUAUCAUCGUCUGCAGGACGGCGGCAGUGAAAUGCAGGAACAAGGCGUGGAAGCUGUGUUGA